GCCCGCGCUCCGCUGCGCUCAGCAACCCACCUCGCCGGGGUUCAGUCCUUCCCUGGACGGGGCAGGACUCGUGCGCCGCGGCCGCCUCCCGUGUUCCAGCGGCGGCGAGGGAAGCUUCCUGGCACGCGACCGACCAAGGAGAGACCGCGGGAGUGGGGCGGGCGGUGGCGGGGGCGGAGACUGCGCGCCGCCCACUCGGGAGGGCCUCAAAGCAGACCCUGCAGACUCGCGUCCCCACGCGCGGCGCCGCAGAGCUCGGCCAGUGCGGACAGGGGCCAGCGAGCCGCUGCGCGCGGGCUGCCCUAGGAAGCGCCUCACCAGCGUGGCCCUGCGCUCGGCCCCCGGUGCCAGCCGGGGGUGCGGCGGCGCGGAGGGGCGCCAAGCGUGUCCUUGCGUCCGCCGGCGCGGCGCGUCCAUGGGCAGCCCCUGGAACAGCAGCGACGGCGCGGAGGGCGCGCUGCUGCCGUGCGACGAGCGCCUCUGCUCGCCCUUCCCCCUGGGGGCGCUGGUGCCGGUGACCGCUGUGUGCCUGGGUCUGUUCGCCGUCGGGGUGAGCGGCAACGUGGUGACGGUGCUGCUGAUCGGGCGCUACCGGGACAUGCGGACCACCACCAACCUGUACCUGGGCAGCAUGGCCGUGUCCGACCUGCUCAUCCUACUCGGGCUCCCCUUCGACCUGUACCGCCUCUGGCGCUCGCGGCCCUGGGUGUUCGGGCAGCUGCUCUGCCGCCUCUCGCUCUACGUGGGCGAGGGCUGCACCUACGCCACGCUGCUGCACAUGACGGCGCUCAGCGUCGAGCGCUACCUUGCCAUCUGCCGCCCGCUCCGCGCCCGCGUCCUCGUCACCCGGCGCCGCGUCCGCGCACUCAUCGCUGCGCUCUGGGCGGUGGCGCUGCUCUCCGCAGGGCCCUUCUUCUUUCUGGUGGGCGUCGAGCAGGACCCCGGCGUCGCCGCGGUCCCGGACCUUAACGGAGCCGCGCCGCGCACCCCCGCGCCCCGCACCUGGCCGCCACCGUCGCCCCCGUCGGGGCCCGAGGCCGCCGAGGCCGCGGCCGCCGCGGCGCUGUUCAGUCGUGAGUGCCGGCCGAGCCCAUCUCAGCUGGGCGCGCUGCGCGUCAUGCUGUGGGUCACCACCGCCUACUUCUUCCUGCCCUUUCUGUGCCUCAGCGUCCUCUACGGGCUCAUCGGGCGGGAGCUGUGGAGGAGCCGGGGGCCGCUGCGAGGCCCGGCCGCCUCCGGGCGCGAGAAGGGCCACCGGCAGACUGUCCGCGUCCUGCUGGUGGUGGUUCUGGCAUUUAUAGUUUGCUGGUUGCCUUUCCACGUCGGCAGAAUCAUUUACAUAAACACGGAAGAUUCUCGGAUGAUGAACUUCUCUCAGUACUUCAACAUUGUUGCUUUGCAACUUUUCUAUCUGAGUGCGUCCAUCAACCCCAUCCUCUACAACCUCAUUUCAAAGAAGUACAGAGCAGCGGCCCGGAAGCUGCUGCUGGCCAGACAGUCCAGACAGAGAAGUUUCUGCCGAAGCAGGGACACGGAGGGGGACACAGGAGGAGGCACUGCUGGCUACACAGAGACAAGCGCCAACGUACAGACGUCGUCGACCAGCAUGGCCAAGCGAGUCGCUUCCUCCCACGAUGCCGGGACUUCAGGGAAAACAGGAGACAAUUCCACUUCUGAGGAAAUGUUCAAAACUAUUGCACAGCACCUCCUGGGAACCUAG
This is a messenger RNA of Ailuropoda melanoleuca (giant panda), 1720 nucleotides long. It is a transcript of the gene MLNR, whose product is annotated as motilin receptor. Gene Ontology annotation, molecular function: G protein-coupled peptide receptor activity. Gene Ontology annotation, cellular component: plasma membrane. The record is from RefSeq and is a predicted model, not a curated record. Lineage: Eukaryota; Metazoa; Chordata; Mammalia; Carnivora; Ursidae. Gene Ontology annotation, biological process: G protein-coupled receptor signaling pathway.